UCGGAAAGGAAAGAGUACAAGAAUACUCCAAAGCGAUCCCAGUGCAAGUAGUUGGAAGAGACAACACAAUCUUCUCCGAACUCAAAUUCAAGAACUUUCAGGGGGCUCAAAUUCAAGGAAAGUUGCAACCUGCAUUUCAUGCCGACCAGCAAGAACUACCACAAUCAACAAAUAAUGCCUCCUCAGCUGAAGACUCAGUUGAAUAUCACUUCAAAGGUGAUCAAGGGGGAUUUGGAAAGUCUGAAUCAGGAUGUGAGAGGCUUCAUUGAAAGCAAUGCCAAGCUUUGCCAGCCUGAUAGCAUCCAUAUCUGUGAUGGCUCAGAGGGAGAGAACAAAAAAAUCCUGGCCCUCAUGGAGGAACAAGGCAUGAUCAAGAAGCUGAGCAAGUAUGAGAACUGUUGGUUGGCUCUCACUGACCCAAGGGAUGUGGCAAGAAUUGAAAGCAGGACUGUCAUCAUCACUCAGGAGCAGAGAGACACGGUCCCAAUCCCCAAGACUGGAAUUAGCAAGCUGGGCCGCUGGAUGUCAGAAGAAGAUUUUGAGAAAGCCUUCAGCGUCAGAUUCCCAGCGUGCAUGAAAGGCCGUACCAUGUAUGUCAUCCCCUUCAGCAUGGGACCUAUUGGGUCUCCUCUGUCCAAGAUUGGGAUUCAGCUGACAGAUUCACCGUAUGUCGUGGCCAGCAUGAGGAUAAUGACCCGGAUGGGAACAGCUGUCUUGGAAGCCCUAGGCAACGGGGAGUUUGUAAAGUGCCUUCAUUCAGUUGGGUGCCCUCUUCCACUGAAAGAACCACUGGUGAACAACUGGCCUUGCAACCCAGAUUUGACUCUGAUUGCUCACGUCCCCGAUCGCAAAGAGAUCAUUUCCUUUGGCAGUGGUUACGGAGGAAAUUCUUUACUGGGGAAAAAGUGCUUCGCUCUCCGAAUUGCCAGCAGAAUUGCCAAGGAAGAAGGCUGGCUGGCAGAGCACAUGCUGAUUGUUGGCGUUACAAAUCCAGAGGGUGACAAGAAGUAUUUUGCAGCAGCGUUCCCUAGUGCAUGUGGGAAAACUAACUUGGCUAUGAUGAACCCAACUCUGCCAGGGUGGAAAAUUGAGUGCGUUGGGGAUGAUAUUGCCUGGAUGAAGUUUGAUGAGCAAGGUAAUUUAAGGGCAAUCAAUCCAGAAAACGGCUUUUUUGGAGUCGCUCCCGGAACAUCAGUAAAAACAAACCCCAAUGCUAUGAAGACAAUUUACAAGAACACCAUCUUUACCAACGUAGCAGAAACCAGUGACGGAGGCAUAUACUGGGAAGGCAUUGAUGAGCAGCUCGCACCUGGAGUGAAGCUGACAUCAUGGAGAAACAAGGAGUGGCUCCCAGAGAAUGGGGAAACCUGUGCUCACCCCAAUUCUCGAUUCUGCACUCCAGCCAGUCAGUGCCCAAUCAUCGACUCGGCAUGGGAAUCCCCUGAAGGAGUGCCGAUUGAGGGUAUAAUAUUUGGAGGCCGUAGACCUACCGGUGUGCCUCUGGUAUACGAGGCCCUUAACUGGCAGCAUGGAGUAUUUAUAGGCGCAGCGAUGAGAUCUGAAGCAACAGCAGCUGCCGAACACAAAGGUAAAAUCCUCAUGCAUGACCCCUUCGCCAUGAGACCCUUCUUUGGCUACAACUUUGGUAAAUACCUGGCCCACUGGCUCAGCAUGGCACACCGCCCAGCUGCGAAGCUGCCAAAGAUCUUCCAUGUUAACUGGUUCCGGAAAGACAAGACCGGGCAAUUCCUGUGGCCUGGCUACGGGGAGAACUCCCGAGUGCUAGAAUGGAUGUUCAGCCGAAUCCAAGGAAGAGACUGCGCCAAACUAACUCCCAUAGGCUACAUCCCUGCUGAAGGCGCCUUGAACCUAAAGGGUUUAGAAAACGUCAACACGGCAGAACUGUUCGAGAUCUCCAAAGAGUUCUGGGAAAAAGAAGUGGGAGAAAUCAAGAAAUAUUUUGAAGAUCAAGUGAAUGCUGACCUCCCCUAUGAAAUAGAAAGAGAAGUUCUUGCACUGGAGCGGAGGUUAAAACAGCUGGAACUCACUGAGAUGCAUUUGAUCAAUCCACACCAAAGGAUGAUAACAAACAAUUUGCUGAAUCAUUAGUGAUAGCAAAACAAUGCAUGAAUAGGGGGGAUAUUCAGUGGAAAAAUAGGAAUUUUAAAUCUCAUUCUGAAAUGAAGAAUCUGGGUAGCUUACCUAGAAUAAAGGGCCACUCCAGAAGGAACUCCUGGCCCAGGGAUUAACAAUUACAUAUGCGAAAUAA
Molecule: messenger RNA, 2269 nt
Organism: Gavialis gangeticus (Gharial)
Lineage: Eukaryota; Metazoa; Chordata; Crocodylia; Gavialidae
Gene: PCK1
Product: phosphoenolpyruvate carboxykinase 1
Exons: 10
Coding region: 139-2109 (656 amino acids)
Biological process (GO): propionate catabolic process; gluconeogenesis; cellular response to dexamethasone stimulus
Cellular component (GO): mitochondrion; cytosol
Molecular function (GO): manganese ion binding; phosphoenolpyruvate carboxykinase (GTP) activity; GTP binding
Source: RefSeq, a predicted model, not a curated record